AUGGCACGACCAUGCGAAUCAGGCAGCUCGUUCUUGAGAAAUAGACGGCACACGAGUCCUACAACAUCUAGACCUCAACCACCACCAAGGGUGUCAAGUCAAGCUCCCUCGGAAUCAGACGACUCGGCAAGUUCACCUGAGCGAAUCGUGGAUGAUGAUACCGAUUUCUUCAUGGCCCAAGCGAACGAUUCGCAAUCCUCAAUCGGGGUGACAAACCUACGAGAGAUGAGCAUGAGCAUCGACCUCGAGCAGCAACACAAACUGUCCCCAAUAUCCAGACUACCACCGGAGCUUCUCAUAGCAAUCUUUGCCAAGCUUAGCUCGACUGCAGACCUUCGAAGCUGUAUGCUAGUCUCCUACAAUUGGGCUAUACAUUGUGUGGGAGUCUUGUGGCAUCGGCCCCAGUGCAAUGUCUGGAAGAACGUUAUCAACGUGACGGCAUCACUCAGCAAGAACCCACUCUUCCCGUACCAUGAGAUGGUUCGACGGUUGAAUCUUGCAACGCUCCACGACAAAGUCAACGACGGAACUAUCCAGCCGUUCAUGCAAUGCAAGCGGAUCGAAAGACUUACGCUCACGAAUUGCUCCAAGUUGACCGAUUCUGGUGUCUCGGGCUUGGUGGAAGGAAACAAACAUCUUCAAGCUCUUGAUGUGACCGACAUUCGGUCUUUGACUGACCACACGCUAUUGACCGUUGCAGGCCACUGUCCGCGAUUGCAAGGGCUCAAUCUCACGAAUUGUUCCAAAAUCACAGACGACUCUCUAGUAGGGGUUGCUGAGAAAUGCCGGCAAAUCAAGAGGCUCAAACUGAACAAUCUUCCGCUGAUCACCGACGAAUCCAUCAUCGCCUUUGCAGAACAUUGUUCCUCAAUACUCGAAAUAGACCUUCAUUCCUGCUCACUAAUCACCUCCGAGUCCGUUACAGCCCUUCUCAGCUAUCUCUAUCACCUACGUGAAUUACGACUAGCUCAUUGCACUGGAAUCUCAGACAACGCCUUCCUGGACCUGCUUCCGAAGCUCACAUUCGAUUCCCUACGCAUACUAGACCUUACAGGUUGUGAGGAUGUACGUGACGACGCCAUUUGUAGGAUAAUUCCCGCUACUCCGAAACUGAGAAACCUCGUACUUGCCAAAUGCAGACACAUUACAGAUCGUGCUGUCGCGGCAAUUUGUCGUUUGGGCAAGAAUCUGCACUACAUCCACCUUGGACAUUGCAUAAACCUGACGGAUAACGCUGUUAUCGCUCUUGUCAAGGCUUGCAACCGAAUUCGAUACAUCGAUCUUGCUUGCUGUAAUCGACUCACCGAUCAAAGUGUUCAACAUCUGGCGCAGCUACCCAAAUUACGGAGGAUUGGAUUGGUGAAGUGCCAACAGCUGACCGACGAAAGCAUUCUGGCACUAGCGAGAGGCGCAAUGGCUGGUGGGCCACCUCACCCACGUCCUGGAUGUCUUGAGAGAGUCCAUCUGAGCUAUUGCGUCAGCUUGACGCUCCAGGGUAUCCACGAGUUACUACAGUAUUGUCCUCGACUCACACAUCUGUCUUUGACUGGGGUACAAGCUUUUCUCCGAGAGGAUCUGACACGUUUCUGUCGCGACGCACCACCUGAAUUCACACACCCUCAACGCGACGUCUUCUGCGUGUUUUCUGGAGAGGGUGUUUCGAGACUGAGAGAUUAUCUCAAACGACUAGCCGAAGAUCAGGAGCGCGAGGGCAGAGUUACUAGGGAGAGACCGGGGAUAUAUUCGGAAGCAGAGGCUGAUUCUAGCAGAGAAACGCUUUCUGAUGAUGGGACAAUCGAUGCUGUCGAAGAGGCACUUGAAAGACGACCAGCCACACGACCUACCCUGCGGCCAAGAUCAACUGGUUACAGAUCAUAUGCAGAAGUUGUGUCUGGAAGUGGUUCGAAUUCGCCUGGAUUUGAAGACGAGGGAGCUGACGAUGAUGAGGGUGUGCCACUGUCACAAGUCCGAUAUACCAGAUUGAGUGAAUUGUUUCGAAGACCAGGCGGACCAGGAUCACUUGCCGAGCAUGAUGGCGCCCCUCAACUUCGCGGUUACCUCGAUAGGCAUGUCAGAAGAGAAGCGUCUAGAAGUGUGAGCGAGGGCCAAGGCUCAUCCAGCAGACCUAGAUUUACGCAUUCCGAAGCACAGUCCGGCAGAUCUCGAUUUGUGCAAUCCGAGGUGCCUGCCUUUGAUGACUAUUUCCCAACCACCGCUGAACCGCAAAACCGUCGACCUCUUCCGCCGCGCCCUCAUUGGCCACCCCAAGCUCAUACCGCUCAAUUCUUUGAUGGAGACCAGGAGAUUUCUGCAUCAGAUUGGGGAGAAUUUACUACCCCACAGGCUGCUCGGAUUGCAAUGGGAGCGACAGGCUCGGGAUCGGCUUCUGGACGUCAUGGUGUACGGAGCCGAGAAGACCCAACCACAAGCGCUGUGUACGACGAUACAGAUGAGGAUGAUGAUGAUGAUGAUGAUGGAGAGACGACUAUCCGACGGUCUGCUCGAGUGCAGAGGGAAAUGGAUGGGGAGAUGGAGUCUUAG
Endocarpon pusillum Z07020 is the source of this 2541-nucleotide messenger RNA. RefSeq lists its product as uncharacterized. The record is from RefSeq and is a predicted model, not a curated record. Lineage: Eukaryota; Fungi; Ascomycota; Eurotiomycetes; Verrucariales; Verrucariaceae. Gene Ontology annotation, molecular function: protein binding. Bases 1 to 2541 code for a protein of 846 amino acids. The transcript is spliced from 3 exons.